AUGUCUGCCAUCGCCGCUAACCGUGUCUCGGUCAUCAUGAACCACCUCUCCAGCAGUGCCUCGCACCCCGCCGGUCUCUUGGCCGGCCAGGUUGCCAUCGUCACCGGUGCCGGUCAGGGCAUCGGUGGUGCCACCGCUCUUCUCUUCGCCAAGGAGGGUGCCUCCGUCGUCGUCAGCGAUCUCGAUGACACCAAGGGCAAGGAUAUUGCCAACCAGAUCAUCCAGGCCGGUGGAAAGGCCAUCGUCGUCUCUGGCGAUGUCACCGACCUUACCUUCCCCGAGCGUUUGAUCGAGGAGACCAUCAAGGCCUUCGGAAAGAUCAACAUCAUUGUCAACAACGCCGGAUUCACCUUCGACGGCAUGCUCCACAAGACCACCGACAAGCAGUUCCAGCUCAUGCUCGAGGUCCACAACGCUGCCCCCUUCCGCAUCAUCCGCGCCGCCGCCAAGUACAUGCGUCUCAAGGAUGGUGAGCCCCGCUCCAUCGUCAACGUCUCCUCCACCUCUGGACUCCACGGUAACGUUGGUCAGGCCAACUACGCCACCGCCAAGGCCGGUAUCAUUGGUUUGACCAAGACCGUCGCCAAGGAGUGGGGCCCUUUUGGUGUCCGCUGCAACACCGUUGCCUUUGGCUAUGUCGACACCCGUUUGACCCGUGCCAAGGAGAACGGUGAGACCAUGAUUGUUAACGGCCAGCAGAUUGCCCUCGGAAUUCCCAUGGGCGCCAAGAAGGAGGCUCCCCCACCCUCUGUUGUUUUUGCCGACACCCCCUUGAAGCGUGCUGGUCAGGUCGAGGAGGCCGCCGGCUCGGUCCUCUUGCUCUGCAGUCCCUUUGCCUCCUACGUUACCGGCCAUACCCUCGAGGUCACCGGUGGCAAGGGCAUCUAA
Linnemannia hyalina is the source of this 888-nucleotide messenger RNA. NCBI's taxonomy places the organism in Eukaryota, Fungi, Mortierellomycota, Mortierellomycetes, Mortierellales, Mortierellaceae. The record is from the annotation of a GenBank genome assembly.